CCAAAUUAAUUUUACAUAACCUCUCCCACUAUAACCAUCUCUUUCGCGUCACAGAAUUCUCGCUUCCUUACUUACUUCCAAAAACAAAAUGGCUUCUCGCGUCAGCAUCAACUUCCCUUCUUCUACUCCACCUUCCUCCCCUUAUUUAAAUCCCUUUCGUUCUUCUCAUAACAACCUUCCUUCUAAUAAUACUCAGUCAUUUUCUUCCCACUCUUCUUCGUCUCUCAACUCCUCUUUAACUACCUCUAAUAUGGCUCCUAAAACUGUCCUCGUUACCGGCGGUGCCGGUUACAUCGGCAGCCACACCGUCCUUCAGCUCCUUCUCGGCGGCUUCAGGACCGUCGUUGUUGAUAACUUGGAUAAUUCUUCCGAAGUUGCCAUCCACAGAGUCAAGGAGCUCGCCGGUGAAUUCGCUGGCAACCUCAUCUUUCACCAGACUGACCUCAGAGACAGAGCUGCACUUGAGCAAAUAUUUGCUUCCACAAAGUUUGAUGCUGUGAUACAUUUUGCUGGACUGAAAGCAGUAGGUGAAAGUGUGCAGAAACCGUUACUGUAUUAUAACAACAACUUGAUUGGGACCAUCACUCUGUUGGAAGUGAUGGCUGCUCAUGGAUGCAAGAAGCUUGUGUUCUCAUCCUCUGCCACCGUAUAUGGUUGGCCAAAGGAGGUUCCAUGUACGGAAGAGUUCCCUCUGUCAGCAAUGAAUCCAUAUGGACGAACUAAGCUUACCAUUGAAGAAAUUUGUCGUGAUGUUUACCAUUCUGAGAAAGACUGGAAAAUAAUAUUGUUGAGAUACUUCAACCCAGUGGGCGCACAUCCUAGUGGUCAUAUUGGGGAGGAUCCUCGUGGAAUUCCAAACAAUCUGAUGCCAUUUGUUCAGCAAGUAGCAGUUGGCAGGCGGCCUGCACUAACAGUCUUUGGAACUGAUUAUAAUACCGUUGACGGCACUGGGGUUCGUGAUUACAUUCAUGUUGUCGAUUUAGCAGACGGGCACAUUGCUGCAUUGCUUAAACUGGAUGAACCUAAUAUAGGCUGUGAGGUUUAUAACUUGGGCACUGGAAAGGGGACAUCAGUGCUGGAGAUGGUUAAAGCUUUUGAAAAAGCCUCUGGAAAGAAAAUUCCACUUGUGAUGGCUGGCCGAAGAGCUGGGGAUGCUGAAAUCGUUUAUGCAUCAACAGAGAAAGCAGAAAGAGAACUUAAGUGGAAGGCAAAAUACGGCAUUGAGGAGAUGUGCCGUGACCAAUGGAAUUGGGCUAGCAAAAACCCUUAUGGCUAUGGAUCUGAAGAUUCUAAAGACACUACUGAUUAGUUUUGAUAGCCGUUAGACAAAUAUGUUCUUUUGUGAACACGACCACACACUAUAGGUCUUGUAAUUUAGUUCUCCAUAGUUUGUAAUUUUUUACUCUCUCCAUAGUAUUUUCAUAGUGGUAUAGUGGUUCUGUUUUGAUUCACAGUUAAAUGGUAAAUAAGUAGUGGUUUUAUAGUGCUGUAAUUUUAAAGUUCCAUAGGUUCCCCAACAUCACAGGUUAUUGUUAUUAUAGUACUUGGGCUGUCUGAUGUUCAUGUUGAACAUGACAGCGCCCUGUUUUGUAAAGUAAUACAUAUUUCAUUUAGAGUAUGACUAACAGGUUAUUUCACCUAAUUAGUCAGACUGGCGGUAAUAAUAAUAUAUCAAAUUUUGCAUUA
Messenger RNA from Arachis stenosperma, 1686 nucleotides. Its product is annotated as UDP-glucose 4-epimerase GEPI48. The record is from RefSeq and is a predicted model, not a curated record. Gene Ontology annotation, cellular component: cytosol. Gene Ontology annotation, molecular function: UDP-glucose 4-epimerase activity; RNA binding. The coding region runs from base 89 to 1309 and encodes 406 amino acids. Gene Ontology annotation, biological process: rRNA processing; galactose metabolic process. The transcript is spliced from 9 exons. Lineage: Eukaryota; Viridiplantae; Streptophyta; Magnoliopsida; Fabales; Fabaceae.